AUCAAACACCAAACGCCAUCGCACGCGACCGCGCCUCCACCUUUACCCACGAAGAUAACCAGCCGUCUACCCCAGCCCAGCUUGCAAGAUGGGUGACCCGCAGUAUGCCAAGUUCCCCGACCUCCAGCUGUCGCAGCACAUCUUCCAGCUCACGAAUCCCGCCGCCUCCAAGUCGGCCAAACAAGUCUCGCUCAAGUCGGUCCAAGAUGCCAUCACCGAGCACAAGAUGGCGCCCCUCUACCGGUACCUGGCUCAUCCAGCAGACGGCGCCUUGAAUGCAACAGGCGAAGGCAGCACAGAGCAGCCGACUAGCCACCGAAGACCUUCCGCAAGCCUGGCCAAUAUGCUCGCCACAAGGAACCCGUCAUUAGAGGUACCGCUGGCAUGGGAUGAAAAGCUUUAUGAGAGCUUGAAGGCAGAAAACGAGAAGGAGCUAGAGGCUAUACAAAAGGAAGAGGACGAGGCGUCGGAGAAGGCAGGCGAGACGGAGGUGCAGGCAGCGCGAGGCAAGCGGGCAGAGUUAUACAACCGCAUAGGUGACAAGGACAAAGCCAUCGCGAGCUACGAGGCCAUCUUCGAGAAGACGGGCAUCCUAGGCACCAAGAUUGACCUCGUUCUCGCCAUAAUACGUGUUGCGCUUUUCUUUGGGGACAGGAUACUGGCAAAGAAGUCGAUUGAUCGAGCAAGUGCACUGAUCGAGAGCGGCGGUGACUGGGACCGUCGAAAUCGCCUCAAGGCUUACACUGGAUUACAUUACCUCACUGUUCGAUCACACGCACAAGCCGCCCCGCUACUCCUGGACAGCUUGUCAACCUUUACUAGCUACGAGCUAUGUAGCUACUCGAACCUGGUCGUAUACGCCAUUCUCGCUGGCUCGGUGUCACUCAAGCGUGUUGACUUCAAGUCCAAGGUGGUGGAUGCACCCGAGAUCAAGGCUAUCGUUGGAACCUCUGAAGAGAGGUUGUCAGCAAUUUCCGGACACACAUCAGCAGGCCCCGCCGCCGGCGACGAGGAAAUGGGCGACGUCUCAAGCUCGACGGCAACACCUAUCGCAGCGGCCGUCAACCUCACGACGCUUGGCGGACAGCAAGACAAGGAAGUAGCCGUUGACUUCUCGCCGCUCGCCAAAUUGGUCAAGAGCUUGUACGAGGGUGACUACAAGAGCUUCUUCGGCGCCUUGAGCGAGGUCGAGGUCAACUUCCUCAGCCAGGACCGCUACAUGUACGAGCAUCGCGGGUGGUAUGUGCGCGAGAUGCGUCUGCGAGGGUACCAGCAGCUGCUCCAGUCGUACCGUGUCGUCGGCCUGGAGAGCAUGGCCAAGGACUUUGGCGUCACUGUUGACUUCCUCGACAAGGACCUUGCCAAGUUCAUUGCGGCUGAUCGCAUUCCCUGCACCAUCGACCGCGUCAAGGGCAUCAUCGAGACGAACCGUCCAGACGACAAGAACAAGCAGUACGCAGACGUGGUCAAGCAGGGUGACCAGCUCAUCACGAAGCUGCAAAAGUAUGGUCAGUCAGUCAGGCUGAGGGGCAGCGAGCGUGGUUGAAAGUUGCCGUAGUAGUGGACGUGGAUUAGCAUAGGACACUGUAGAUUUAGACCAUGUCAGCAGCCAGGCGGCUGAACGAAUGCAAAAACUCAUGUGAACAAACC
Molecule: messenger RNA, 1650 nt
Organism: Cucurbitaria berberidis CBS 394.84
Lineage: Eukaryota; Fungi; Ascomycota; Dothideomycetes; Pleosporales; Cucurbitariaceae
Product: 26S proteasome regulatory subunit RPN7
Exons: 2
Coding region: 89-1546 (485 amino acids)
Biological process (GO): proteasome-mediated ubiquitin-dependent protein catabolic process
Cellular component (GO): proteasome regulatory particle
Source: RefSeq, a predicted model, not a curated record